AUGUGCGGUAUCUUUUCUAUAUUCUCCAGGGAUGGGAAACCGAUUCCCCCACAAAUCCUGCAUGGCAGCAAACACAGUUUGAGGGAGCUGGCCUACCGGCAAAGUGGAAAGCAACGUCAUCGUGGCCCGGACUCCACUGGUGUCUAUGUGAUUGCCUCGGAAGGAGUAGCCAUGGUGCACGAACGCCUACGGGUAGUGGGUGUGGCAGAGGGCGAUCAGCCCUUUGUCUCCGAGGAUGGCGACCUUAUCCUGGUGGCCAACGCAGAGAUCUACAACUAUCUGGAGCUUUCGGCGGAGAUCGCGAAGAGACGCGGUUCCUACAACCCCAAAAGCGAUUGCCACGUGAUCCUGGAACUGUACAAGGAUUACGGAGUGGACCUUCUGGACCACAUCAGCGGGAUGUUUGCGUUUGCCUUGUAUGAUCGCAGGACCAAAGAGGUCCUCCUGGCCCGUGAUCCCGUUGGCAUUAUACCCAUGUAUGUGGGCGAGGAUGAGUCUGGAAACCUGUGGGUUGCCUCGGAGAUGAAGUGCUUGGUGGACACCUGCCCAAAGGUGGAGACCUUCACGCCUGGAGAGGCCCGAUUUGGAAAGGUGGGCCAACUGCAAACCUGCUGGCAGUUCCAGCAGCCCUGGCUCAAGGAGGUUCCCACCCAAGCUUGCGACUUGCCAUUACUUCGUUCCAAAUUGGAGGCCGCAGUUAGGAGUCACCUCCAAUGCGAUGUUCCCUUUGGAGCUUUACUCUCCGGAGGAGUGGACUCCAGUCUUAUAGCCUCUAUAGCCACGAAAAUUAUGCGGGAGAGGGACCCCAAUUACCGAUUGAAGACCUUCUCUGUAGGUCUAAACGAUGCCCCUGAUCUGAAAGCCGCCAGACUUGUGGCCAAUUAUAUAGACAGUGAUCACAAGGAGAUCCUCUUUGACGUCGACGAGGCUCUGGAUAACAUCAGGGACAUAGUUUAUCACCUAGAAACAUACGAUGUAUCCACAGUAAGAUGCAGUAUCCCAAUGCUCCUUCUGGCCAGGGAUAUCAAGAGCACAGGCAUCAAGAUGAUCCUGUCCGGCGAAGGAGCGGAUGAGCUCUUCGGAGGCUAUCUGUACUUUCACAGUGCCCCCAACUACAAGGACUUCCACGAGGAGUCAGUGAAGAGAGUCCUGGAGUUGCAUUUAUCCGAUUGCCUCCGCGCCAAUAAGGUGACCAUGGCCAAGGGCCUGGAAUUACGGGUGCCCUUCCUGGACACGGGAUUCGUAAACCAUGUGAUGCAGAUCCGUCCGGAGGAUAAGAUUCCGGGACCCCUGAACAAAUUCGGGGGAGAGCAGCAGAAGCGGCUGGAGAAAUAUGUCCUGAGAGCUGCCUUUGCGGACAACUAUCUGCCGGAAGAUGUUCUGUGGCGGCAGAAGGAGCAGUUCUCGGACGGGGUGGGCUACGAUCUGAUAUCCUGCCUCCGACCAUACACCGCCAGUCACGUAACGGAUGAGGAAUUUAAGGGAGCAGCGCUCAGGUUUCCCUUCAACACACCUGCUACCAAGGAGGCAUACUACUACCGCUGCAUCUUCGCCGAGCAGUUUCCCGGCGAAUCGGCUAUCCGGACCGUAGUGAAAUGGGCGCCACGGCGCGAUUGGGGCUGUCCCGAGGAUCCUUCCGGGUUGGCUCAGGCCGCCCACCAGACCCAGAAAGGCAAAUAG
This is a messenger RNA of Drosophila kikkawai, 1680 nucleotides long. Its product is annotated as asparagine synthetase B [glutamine-hydrolyzing]-like. Gene Ontology annotation, molecular function: asparagine synthase (glutamine-hydrolyzing) activity. Gene Ontology annotation, cellular component: cytosol. The record is from RefSeq and is a predicted model, not a curated record. NCBI's taxonomy places the organism in Eukaryota, Metazoa, Arthropoda, Insecta, Diptera, Drosophilidae.